GUUGGUUACACUGAACCAAGUCCUAUCCAACGACAAGCAAUUCCAAUCGGACUUCAGAAUCGUGACAUUAUUGGCGUGGCGGAAACUGGUUCUGGCAAAACUGCUGCUUUUCUAAUUCCCCUACUUACCUGGAUUCAACAAUUACCUAAAUUGGAACGUAUGGAGGUAAUUGGGUUAGCAUAA
Molecule: messenger RNA, 183 nt
Organism: Protopolystoma xenopodis
Lineage: Eukaryota; Metazoa; Platyhelminthes; Monogenea; Polystomatidea; Polystomatidae
Source: the annotation of a GenBank genome assembly